Messenger RNA from Peromyscus maniculatus bairdii (prairie deer mouse), 912 nucleotides. The record is from RefSeq and is a predicted model, not a curated record. Lineage: Eukaryota; Metazoa; Chordata; Mammalia; Rodentia; Cricetidae.
AUGGGUCUCUAUGCUUCCGAGUGUUCACCACCCAGGAGUCCCAACAACCGACAGAAAGACAGUUUGGGGGCUGCGUCUGGUAGCAGGAGAAGAUGGCGGUUUCCACAGACAAACUAUGAAAACAGAAUAUAUAGCCUGAAAGUAGAAUGUGGAUCUAAAUACCCAGAAGCUCCUCCAUCAGUUAGAUUUGUAACAAAAAUUAAUAUGAAUGGAAUCAAUAAUUCUAGUGGAAUGGUGGAUGCGUGGAGCAUACCAGUUUUAGCAAAAUGGCAAAAUUCCUAUAGCAUUAAAGUUGUACUCCAAGAGCUAAGACAGCUAAUGAUGUCCAAAGAAAAUAUGAAGCUUCCACAACCACCGGAAGGACAGACGUACAACAACUGAUUUUAGUGGAUCUCAAACUUGUCUUAAAUCAACAACCUUCUACUCAUGUUAAUGUCUUGAUUAAAUAUCACCAUGCAAAAUACCCACACAUUAAGUAAAAGAAUUCUAGCUGGUAAACAUGACCUGGACAGUUGUAAGAAUAUAUUUAAUAUAUGUACACUUAUUAUGUUUUCAGGUAACAAGAGAAGUGCAGCACAAUUUUUCUUCCUCUUCUUAAAGCACUGUCAUUUAAACAUGAGCCUGAAGUAUUCAAAGUGAAUUCAGGUUUUCAAGACAAAAGCAUGACAAAGGAGUGUCAGAUGGCAGUGAAACCUUUGUCUCAAGAAGGAAGAACAGAACUGGCAUGCUUUAUCAUCGUCCUUAGACCACAGCGAACUGUUUAAAGUAGCAGGUAUAAUGAGUAGUCACAAUUGUGCUCACUCUUGAAGCGGUGCGGGUGUGGGUGCUGACUGCUAUAGCAUCAAAAAUAGCUUCAGGAUUGUUUUGAUACCUGUAUUUAUAAUAAAAAGAUGUUUGGGGGGUAUUGAUGAA